AUGCUCUGCCUGCACCCUUCCUAUCCUCAAUUGUGUCGAGACAUCAUUAUGAGUAAAGCACAAUCACCGUACGACUCUCUCCGGAACAUACCGCAGUACUACGACAACUCCGACUCGCGCAACUCUGCGCUCAACCUCAUACUCGCGCUACGGCCAGAAUGGCGGGAAUCUCAGGAUACAAUUGAGUUUGUGAGGUUCACCGACGGCAUUACGAACACGCUUCUGAAAGCGGUGAACAAGCUGCCCGGUCUCUCCAAAGUCGAGGUUGAUGACGAUGCGAUUCUGCUGCGCGCAUAUGGAAAGGGAACAGACGUCCUGAUAGACCGCGAGAAGGAAACUCGCUCCCACUCGCUCCUCGCACGCCACAACCUUGCACCGUCUCUCUACGCCCGGUUUGAAAAUGGUCUCCUAUACAAGUACAUUCAAGGCAGUGUGUGUACGCCCGAAGAUCUGCGUCGGCCAGAAGUAUGGCGAGGGGUAGCUCAAAGGCUGGGGGAAUGGCAUGCCACAUUACCUAUAUCGAGUAUUAGCAGCACAUGUCCUGCACCCGCACAACUCACUUCACACAACAACAAGCGUGCGUCUCUGGCAGCCAUGGCCACACUCACGCCAGGCAAGCCCAUCCCGAAUGUGUGGACUACUAUGCAGAAAUGGAUCCUUGCGCUGCCGACAAGCACCACCGCGCAGUCGGAAAGGAGAGACCAGCUGAUGCAAGAACUCGAAAGCUUAGUUGAGUUGCUAGGUGACACGCCUGGUGUUGGCGGCUCCAAUCCGUUUGUCUUCGCCCAUUGCGACCUACUCUCAGGCAACGUGAUCAUCGAGCCCUCGCCUUCGUCUGCCGCUGCUUCGCGCCGCUCUAGUGCCUCGAGCGCUUCAGACGAGCCCGAGACAGCAGCUGCUACAGUGUCCUUUAUCGACUACGAGUAUGCUACGCCUGCUCCUGCUUCAUUUGACAUUGCAAACCACUUUGCCGAAUGGGGCGGUUUCGACUGCGAUUACAGCGCCAUGCCCACACGCACCAUUCGCCGCGCUUUUCUCCGCGAGUAUCUCCGCAGCUUCAACGCCCAUCAAAACAAGUCGUACAAGGAGGAAGAGCUGCAGGAGCUUUUCGACCAGGUCGAUCGCUUCCGCGGCGUUCCUGGCUUCUACUGGGGUAUUUGGGCGUUGAUUCAGGCUCAGAUCUCUCUGAUCGAGUUCGAUUAUGCGAGCUAUGCUGAAAUCCGAUUAGGCGAGUACUUUGCAUGGAAGAAGACACUUGACGGUGGCAAGGAGACGGAAAAUGAACGCAUGAUACAGAGAGAGAAGAUUUGGGCGCAGGAAGAGUAG
Molecule: messenger RNA, 1326 nt
Organism: Alternaria postmessia
Lineage: Eukaryota; Fungi; Ascomycota; Dothideomycetes; Pleosporales; Pleosporaceae
Exons: 5
Coding region: 1-1326 (441 amino acids)
Biological process (GO): phosphatidylethanolamine biosynthetic process; phosphatidylcholine biosynthetic process
Cellular component (GO): cytoplasm
Molecular function (GO): ethanolamine kinase activity; choline kinase activity
Source: RefSeq, a predicted model, not a curated record